AUGGAUAUAACAUUGACACUGACAAAUGUAUUAUACGUUGUCACAGCUGGCUUGGUGCUGUUAUUGCUGUGGAAGAGUCAAAGAAAGCAGAGCAGCAUUGGGCAGCUGCCUCCAGGACCAACUCCAUAUCCACUGCUGGGAAAUAUACUUCAAAUUGAUGUCAAGGAGCCAUACAAGUAUUACCUAAAGCUGAGUAAGAAGUAUGGCUCUGUAUUCACCAUCUGGUUGGCAAACAGUCCUGUGGUGAUCAUUUCUGGAUAUCAAGCCCUAAAGGAUACUAUGAUUGGUCUUGGUGAAGAAUUCAGCGGCAGGGCCACCUAUCCCCUGUUGAUGAAGAUCACACUUGGAUAUGGGGUUCUGUCCACCAGUGGACACCAUUGGAAGGAGAUGCGCAGGUUCACUCUUAUGACGCUGAAGUACUUUGGAAUGGUCCGCAGGAGCAUUGAGGAACGGGUCAGGGAGGAGGCUGAGAAACUUGUGGAAAUGUUUAAAAAAUGUAAAGGCUCUGCUUUCAGCCCUGCAGAUAUGCUGUCUAAUACCAUGGCCAAUGUGAUCUGCAGCAUUGUCUUUGGGCAAAGGUUUGAAUUUGAGGAUCCACAGUUUAAGUUUCUCCUUCAGACAGUAAAUUCUGUCUUCACUGUCCUCAAUAGCCCUAUUGGACAGAUCUAUAAUGUAUUUUCUAAGCUAGUCAGCCUCUUUCCUGGUAAACACCACCUGCUGUUUAGAGACGUAGACAAGGCCAGAGAGUACUGUAAACGUCAGGCCAAGGCACGGAUAAAUAAUGUGGACCCCUCGUGCCCACAGGACUUAAUUGAUGCCUUUGUGCUAAAAAUUCAAGAGGAGAAAUACAAUCCUGACACAGAAUAUCAUUUUGACAACUUGAUUUCUCUGGUAUGGAACUUGUUCAGUGCCGGCACAGAAACCACUUCAUCCACCGUCAGACACGCUUUGCUUCUGAUGAUGAAGCACCCAGACGUUCAAGAGCGUGUUCAGAAGGAAAUCGAUGAGGUGGUAGGACAAGACCGUUGGUCCUCAGUAGAGGACAGACAAAACCUGCCGUAUACAGAUGCGGUAAUCCACGAGAUUCAGCGCAAUAUGGAUCUCGCCCCCAUCGCUGUCCCGCACAAGAUGAUGUGUGACACUGAAUACAAUGGUUAUGUCAUUCCUAAGGGGGUCAUGGUUUUCCCACUGCUAUCCUCUAUGCUUAUAGACCCGAAAAUGUGGAAGAACCCAGAUUGCUUUGAUCCAGAGAACUUCUUGGAUGCAGAUGGUCGAUUUCAGAAAAACGAUGCAUUUGUUGUAUUUGGCAUGGGCAAGCGUGCGUGUCUUGGUGAGGCUCUGGCUCGUAUAGAGCUCUUUAUCUUCUUCACGUACCUCCUUCAGCACUUCACCUUCAAAGCCACUGUGCCACUAGAGGAACUCGACACAGCACCAACAAAGUGCAGUUUUGGCCGCAUGCCCCGCACAUACGACUGCUAUGCCAUUCCUGUGGACUUUGAACAGAUAAUCCUCAUGCAAUCAAAAUAUAAAUGACUUUGUGGUAAAGUAGG
Sinocyclocheilus grahami is the source of this 1550-nucleotide messenger RNA. Its product is annotated as cytochrome P450 2M1-like. The transcript has 10 exons. Lineage: Eukaryota; Metazoa; Chordata; Actinopteri; Cypriniformes; Cyprinidae. Gene Ontology annotation, biological process: xenobiotic metabolic process. Gene Ontology annotation, molecular function: heme binding; iron ion binding; oxidoreductase activity, acting on paired donors, with incorporation or reduction of molecular oxygen, reduced flavin or flavoprotein as one donor, and incorporation of one atom of oxygen. The record is from RefSeq and is a predicted model, not a curated record. Gene Ontology annotation, cellular component: cytoplasm; intracellular membrane-bounded organelle. The coding region runs from base 1 to 1533 and encodes 510 amino acids.